Molecule: messenger RNA, 2255 nt
Organism: Dendrobium catenatum
Lineage: Eukaryota; Viridiplantae; Streptophyta; Magnoliopsida; Asparagales; Orchidaceae
Exons: 10
Coding region: 216-2255 (679 amino acids)
Molecular function (GO): microtubule binding
Source: RefSeq, a predicted model, not a curated record
GUUCGCAUGUAUUGUGUUGUGUAUCGUGUAUGUGAUUUCACGGUAGUGCUUCCUACCAUCGGUCCUUUCGAAAAUAUUCGUCGUAUUUUCCCGCUUAUAUACCAUUUAAUUUCAAGCAACUGAAGAACAAAAUAAUACAGAAGUUCACAGAGAUCGAAAGAGGUCGAGAAGACCUCAAGGACGUGGAGAAAUUGAAUCGGCGUGGCUGAAUCACAAUGGAGAUAAGAAGAUCAUCGGGUACCUUGAAUGAGUACUUUCCAGAGAGCCAUUUUUGUGCUACACCUGAUGUGAGAGGCAAUGAGAACAUUUGCCCUGAGAAUGAAGUUAUGUCACCUGUUGCAUCGAAGAGGAGUAGAAAAGAUGGAAAAUUGAACUUGAGGAAAAGCUUAGCGUGGAACCCGGCCUUUUUUACUGAAGAAGGUGUGCUAGAUUCAGCUGAGUUGUCCGUAAUCAGUGAUUCAGUCACCAGGCGAAGCAGUAGACUUUUAUCGAAGACCAAUGGGGAGAGCUCUUCAAUGACGGAAUUUAAUAACUCUAGUAAGAGGCCGCCGCUUAAUAAUCUUGAAGAAAAUUUUUUGAGUAAAGAACAUGCAAUUCGAAUGUCUAGAAGUAGCAACAAGAGGGCUGCCAACUUGUUCUCUAUAACAGAAACAUCAAAACAUGAUGGACUGCAAAUGUCGAUGACCUUGAUAAAGACGCCAUCCACAAAAGGCAUAACAGGAAAUGUGCCAAAAUUGGACGCUGCUUGCUUAAUGUUGGAAAAAGAAAAAAAAGCAAAAGUACAGAUUGAGCAAGAUACAAGCAUAUUGAAGUUGAAUUCUUGCCCAUCAUAUUCAAAUAGAUCACAGAGGAGGAUGAGUUGUUCUGCCCAUACAGGCAUGACGUUCGUAGUUAAAGAAAAUGCACAAAAUUUUCGUGGGUUGCCUCCUGCACCAAUCCAUGCCAAGCAAUCAACCUUGAAGAUGCCUUCUUCACAAGUAAGAUUGGAAAAGGAAAAAGCAGCAAAACCACUAUUUGAGAAGGACCCGAUUUUAUUGAAGCUGAAUUCUUGCCCAUCACCCUCAACUGAAUCAACAAUGGAGACAACUUCUUCUGGUUCUGCUGGAAUAUUCUUUUCAAGUUCUCAACAAACAUUCAAUGUUCCUGGUUUGCCACCUGCGCCAAUCCAAGCUAGGCCUUCUGCUUUGAGGAUGCCUUCUCCAUCACUAGGAUUCUUUCAACAGAAAAUGGUUACUUCCUCUCACAGCACUCAACUCCAUAGAACUUCUCAAUUGCCCAUAUCUAAGGCUCAGUCCCUAAGAAAAUUGGUCAAUCUUAAGCGCAUGGCUCCUUCUAAGCCUCCAAUGGCUCAAACUGAGCGACAAACAAGAAAAGAUUUUGAAGCACAUGCAAACAUGGAGAUAAAACAGUUCAAUAAAAAAGGUAUGAUAUCAUCCAAUGCUUGUGGGAGAUCAAAUUGCCUAUCAGAUGCUGCGGAAGAGAUUACGACCAACUGUUUGUCGGUGAGCCUCAAUAUGGAUGUGAAAACUCGAGAAACACUUCUAGGGAAACCUUACAAUGGAAGAACAAUGGAAAGGGAAUUAACUGAUGAAAAUUGUUCCCAGUCACAGAUCAGCUGUAAUCCUCGGACUGAGGGAGGUGGGAUGAUCGGAAAUGUUCAGCAUUUUAAUGGCUUUGAGAGCACCAGUGAUUCUUCUCAGUAUUCCGUUGGUACCAUUGCAACUGAAAUUUGUCCCACCUCAUCUGAAAUGCACUUCCCACAAAACUUGGAUGAAAGCAAUUUAAAACCAUUGUAUGUGCAUGCCCCAGUUAUGAAUAGUGAGCUUGUUAUGCAUAAAGAUGCAGGAGAUGAGACUUUUGCUGACACUAGCUUGGAGACGCUUGAAAGUAUAAGCGCUGUUUGUGGUGCUUCAGAAGAAGAAUUAUCUCAAAAUGGUAACGAGCACUUCCAAAAGCUCAAUGAGGAUUCAACAGAAGAGGGUGGUGUUCAGAAUGCAUCAGAAGAGUGUCAGUCCCAAAAUGACCUUCAAUUGUGUGAGUUAAGGAAUGAGACUAGCUCAGUAGAAGAGAAUGGAUUGAUGCCAGUUAAAAGGGUAUCUUUGGACAACUUGAAGCAAGAAAAUACCCUCUUGAAACCUCAUUUGAGUGCUGUUCCAUACUCAGAGGAGUGGCUGUCAGCGAUUGAGGCGUUUGGAGAGGACAUUUUGGAAGUUAAAACAGGUACCGUACAAAACUCUCCUCCUCUUAUAAUAUGA